This is a messenger RNA of Egretta garzetta (little egret), 7502 nucleotides long. It is a transcript of the gene IQCE, whose product is annotated as IQ motif containing E. The transcript has 22 exons. Bases 65 to 2050 code for a protein of 661 amino acids. The record is from RefSeq and is a predicted model, not a curated record. Lineage: Eukaryota; Metazoa; Chordata; Aves; Pelecaniformes; Ardeidae. Gene Ontology annotation, molecular function: protein binding.
ACUGCGCAUUUAUAUCCUGGGAGAUGACAGCCUGUCUGUGAUAACUUGUGAAUCAGAUACGGAAAUGAAGUUAAAGAAGAAAAUUUUUCACAAGCCUCCGAAGUCACCAAAGUCUCCAUACAGCUCUAGCACACAACUGUAUCCUAAAAAAUCUGCAGUUUGGCGAUCUCUGCAGGGAACAUGCGGUGCACGUCUUGAGAGUGCAGCUGUAAAGAACCCAAGGCAGAUGUGGCUGGGAUCACUAAAACAAGGAAUGAGCCAUCCUCUGAAAUCAGAUGUUGACAUGGGGCAUAUGCGAACUACCAUUUCUAGUAGCACUCCAGAAUAUUUGAAGGAAGCUCUAGGAAUGAAGAAGCCAAAACAUUCUCGUUCUUCUAGUAAUGGCUACAUUCCUGGAACUCCUGAUUACAAAGAAAAAGAAGAUAUGUAUGAUGAAAUUAUAGAACUGAAAAAGACAAUACAAGCUCAGAAAAAUGAGGGAGAUCGAAUGAAAACUAAGCUCCGUCGACUAGAAGAAGAGAACAACAGGAAGGAUAAACAGAUUGAGCAACUGUUGGAUCCUUCCAGGGGCUCGGAGCUGGCACGAGCUUUGUCAGAAAAGAAGACUGAUAAUGGAUGGGUGGUUAGUGGAUUAAAGCAGAAGAUUUUCAAGCUAGAACAACAGUGCAAGGAGAAAGACAACACUAUUAACAAAUUCCAGGCAGACAUGAAGACCAGUAAGUUGGAGGAAGUGAGGAUAGCUAUGGAAACCUACUAUGAAGAGGUUCAUCGUCUACAACUCCUCCUGGCAAAAUCUGAGACUAUGAGGAAAAAUAUAGAGGGCAGAGAUACCCAAAAACGACUGAAGGCACUGAAUGCUGCUGUCUUGAGAUUAUCCAGGAACAUCAAGGAGUUGCAGAAUGAGAAUCGGAGACUGAAAGAAGAUCUAGAUCAUGUACUUAGCAGUUCUCCUCCUUCCAAUAAAACAAAAAAUUAUAGUGAGUGGAGCAGACAGAGGCUGGUGAGGCGGAUUUCAGAACUAGAAAAAAAAGUAUGUGCCAUGGAGAACACCAGGGUGUCAUCAGCAGAUAGUGAGUCAUCACAGUUACUUGCUGUGUCAUCUUCACCUUCUGUAGACCUGGAUCAUCCAGCCUCUCAACAGGUAGACCAUGUUGAGGAAUGUCGUCACCUCCAAGGGCUAGUGAAGAAACUGAAGAGUGAUAGGAAGGCACUUCAAAAUCUCCUACUCAAUAAGGAAUUGGAUAUCAAGCAGUUACUGGAGGCUAAGGCUGAAGUGGAGCUGGAGCUGCAGAAGUGCCAGAAUAAGAUGGAAGAAAAAAGUGCAGAAGAGCAGACUUUAAGUGAGGAAAUCCAGAACCUGACACAGAAAGUAGGGAAAUUGGAGUCAAAAUUGGAGGAAGAGAAGAGACAAAUGGCAGAAGAUACAAUGGAAAAGCUUAAUAAGUCUUUGCCAGUCUGCAUGGUGAAAGGCAAAGAAGAUCACAGGAAGGAACAAGCAGCCAAAAUAAUCCAGAGACAGUGGAAGAUGUACCGAAAUAAGAAAGAAGAAGUUGCUCUGGAUGAGGCAGUUGUUAUGCUUCAGGCAGCUUUCAGAGGACAUUUAGCUCGAAAGAAACUGUUACUGAAUAACAGGAUGCAUGAUGCAAAAUCUCCCAACAAGAUCUCCUGCAUGUCUCCUGUGUCAAACUCCUUGAGCUUGUCUUCUGAUUGUGAGGAGAAAGACAAGAUUGUAACAUUCAUCCAGUCCAUUUUCAGGGCUCACUUAGCACGUACAGCACUGCUUGAGGAGAGUAUGUCUUUUUGCAGGCCCCCUGUGUCCAGUGCACCAAGUGAGAAAGCAGAUUCUGCAGUUUACAUUACAGAGAAGAAACCGGUCUCAGCAGCACUCCAGAGACCUCCUUCAAACCUCAUGUCAUCUCUUCCUGCCAGGUCUGCUGAGAAGCAAUCUACUCUCCCUCUGUCUGUGGAUGAAGCUCACUCAGAUGAUUCAGAUGAUAUUGUCAUCAUCUCUCCGUUGUUGCAGAUGAAGAAAAACUAUACAGGCUUUUAAGUUUUGGUAACAGGCUUUGGUGAUCUUCAAUUAUUCAACUCACAAAACUAUUUCUACCAAGAUAAAGCAUAUCAAAGAUGAAAAAAGGGGGAAUAUCAGGCCCUUAUUAAUGACAGUUGUCAUUAUUUCAGCCACAAAUGAGUAAUCGUUGGAUAUGUCAUCUCUGCAGACUGUGUGGCUAAAAUCCACUGACUGACUGUUAACCUUAUCCUCCUGGUGUGCAGAGAGAGUUUCACUUCAAUAUUUUGUCUCACAAUGAGGAUUAUAAAUUCAAUUGCCAAAUUUAAAUGAAAGCAAUAAAGCCUUAAGCUAUUUCAUAUCAAACAAAGUUUUGUUUCAGGUCGGCUAAAAUAACUUGUUUAAUUGGAAAAUAGUUAAUGACAUGGCUCCAAUUUUCAGCCUGUGUACGUGAAGGGGAACAGCUGUAUGUGUUACCAGGCCCUCUCUACUUAAAAAUUUUACUGUGUCAUAUUUGAAUAUGUUUUUUACUUUUAUACUGAACAUUUACAGUCUGUGCAGACCUUGUAAAGGCUUUUAGAAAGCCAUUUCUUUGUCAUAGGGCUAUUCUAGGCCUACUGUAUCAGCAGGGUUUUCUUAUUUAUUGCUUUUUCCAAGUGUGCUUGCUAUGAUAUGUAUAGUACCGUUUUGUAUUUGAAAUGUCCAGUCACGUAAUCAGGUUUUUGUAUUUGUCGGAGAAGGUGCAUAAUAGCAGGAGUGGUCUGUGAAGGAUGUCCUUGUGACUGCUUUUUCUGCUUGCGUAUCACAAAUACGAGUAGAUUAUGCAGGGUCAUCUCUAAUAUGUGAAAACACGUGACGUAGGAGAUCUGUUGCUUUACGUCCUGUUUUAGCUUACGUCACUUGACUGUCCAAAACUUUGACCUAGCUAGAUUGCUCAUGCACUGAGCACUAAGGGGUUUUAAGUCUAAUGUUGCUUUGCUGUUGUUGAUUUCUCUUCUCAGUACUAAUUUGCAUGUGCACAUAUAUGUGUGUGUGUGUGUAUAUAUGUCUCUCUCUAUAACGGAGCUGGGCACUACCUGCUCUGUUGUGAGGGCUAUGGACUGGGAUGAGCAUAAUAUACAAAACCUAACCCAUGCAGUUUGGAUUAGGAACAGAAGUGGUAAGGUUGGAUUAUAAUAGAAAUUAAGACUACAUCCAGAAAUAACACUAUUUGACAAUAUUGUUGUCCAUGGAAGGACAAAAGACGUAAUGGGCCCCCCCUUGGGGGUCUUUUCCAGAUCUAUGCAGACUGUACCCCUUCUUGACUGGAAGGAGGACCGUAUAGUUCCUGCUGUCAUGCCAACAUCCUUCAUAGGCAUUACAAUGUGUGUGGGGGGGUUGUUUUGUUGUUGGUUUUUUGUUGGUUUUUUUUUUUUUAAGGUGAACUAGAUAAAUUAUAUAUUUACUGGAAGAAGAAUUUAAUUUUACAAACACACAGUGAAGUUUUUGUGGAGACCCUAAUGGUUUCUUUGUCAUCAAGGAGUAAUAAAGACUCCUGUAAACAGAAAGCACGCGUUUAAAUAUAAGAUUUUUAUCACAUUUUCCCUCUUCUUUUUUAAAUUAAAAAUCAGUCGCCACUGUUUCACAGAAUACUAAUAAGUCAGAGCUGUCUCGGUUCUUUGAUUUCAAUGAAGCACUAUCUGAGGCUUAUCACAGUUCAUGCCAGUGCUUGCAGCCAAAGAGGAAACUGGAUGGCUGCAGCACAAUGCAGCUGAUUUCAUUUAAUCCCAUCAGUGGAAAUGCUGCCUGUGCUAUUUCCAAAGGCAGUUUUGGGAGCUCUCCAUACCCAAAGCAGUCUGAAGAAUGUCAUUUACACUCCCAAUGGAUAAAUUUUUCCUGCUGGUACUUUGGUCACGUGACUGUCAUCUGCAGAAAGGAUAAAAAAAAAUACAUAAAAGAAUAAAAGGGAUAGAAUACUCUUGGCAGAAGCUGAGACCUGUUUCCCUCUUUUUUUUUUUUUUUUUUUUUUUUUUUUCUGGAAGUCAUGUUACAAAAAAGAGUCGCUUUGCUAAAUAGCAGCAGAGCUAUAUUGAGUUGCUUAUGUAUAAUAUUUCAAGUCGGUAACUGUGACUCUGUCAUGGAUACCUCCAGAGAGAGUAAUGAGAGCUGGGGACUCUGACACAUUAAGGUGAGAGUAUGUAGCAUGUCAGGACCAGGAGUGAUAUAAAAUACCUACCUGGCUGUUAUCCUAUAGGGAAAUACUUGGACAACAGAUGGAAUGAAGGUGACGUUCUUUACUGUGCUAUAAUAACCAAUAUGAAAGUAUUGGGAAGUAGAUACAGAGCAGGAAGACUUGCAUUUUAACUGGGCGUUUGACUAGCAGUAGUGCUGUCAAUAGAGAAGCUCUGGGAUAAAGGGGAGGAGAAAUCUUGGUAUGACCCAAAGGCACAGACAGAAACCAGGGUGAAAAGGAGCAAACGUUUUCUGGGAUGAAUGAAAAUGUGUCUAGAGCUUCCUAAAUUGGAGUCUGCUUUCUCAUAGCCAUGAAAAAUCUGAUACUUAACUUGAGCUGGACUUCAAACUCACAUCUUAGUUUGGAAGAUAGCUGUAUGCUCACUGCACAUCAAAAGUUUGGUGUGGUACGGUAGAAAGAGGAAUCUCCGCAGCAUCAGUAGCCUUUAGUGUUUCAUCAUAUGCUGUAAUGGAAUGUGUCGAAAGGAGUAGUAACUGACACUAGGGUUUGUUCUGUGGUGUCUGAAUGCCAGCACCUGUAAAUCUGGGAAGAACUGUGGAACAAUGAAGGAAGAAAAAGUUAAUUUUUGAAUAAAUGGUUUUUUCCUUAACAGGGAGCUGAAGACAGUAAACAUACUCAGUUUCUGAAAAAUGUCUUCUGUAGAAAGCACUGAUAACCUUGUGGGGGCGUCAAGGUCUUGAAUUAAAAUUAAACUCCACUGUAACCUAUGUAAUCUAACAGCACACUUUCCGUUCUGCUGAUGCUGGAUAACGUUGCCGACUUAGAACAUUCUGCGAUUUACAGUGGUGUUUAGUUAGAGAUUGUGUGCGAACACAGAGAUCUGGCUUCCAUGGGAUGUGCUCUCUCUUGAUCUCUUUUUGCCCUUAAGUGCCUAUGCCCGUAAAUCUUUCCUGAGGCAUCAAAACCUGACAACUGUAUUGUUUUCUGCACGGCUACAAUAAUCCCUGCACAGGCAACUUCUGAUGUGGUCGAAAUGGAAAACGAUUAAUCUCAGCAUAUGAGCGUGCCGUUCAUUUUUAUGAUCUUUUUAAUAUUUAGAACUGUGCAAGUGUUUGAUGUAAUUUAUUUUGGGAUCUUUUAAAAGCUAAAGCGAUUGCAAUGUAUUUUCUCGUAAUUGUUGAACUUUCAAAUAAAGUUGAUGCUUGUGAAGUAACUGUUCGUGCAUUGCUGUUGCAGUUUGGGUAUUUGCAUUGCUCCUCUGGCCUCUGUGGCAUGCUCCUGUUGUUUCCGCUUUGCACCUAGGUUGGCCUUUACUUCUGGCUGUUUUCCUGAGACGAUAGUAACAAGAUAACUCUUAAACAUGUGAAACUUCUUCUUUAGUACACGGUCAGGCUUAUCCUGUCAGGAGUGAGUGGUGGUCUUGACCAAAGCCCAGUGGAAUUGAAGGAGGUGAUGGGCUUUUGCUUUCAGUCUUGGCUUUUGGUGUUUCAUCCGAAAAAGAGCUCCUGUCAAGUAGUUCUAUAACUAAAAGCCAUGCUAUUGCCUCAAACGUAUGUGGCUUUGUGCAGAGUACAGCACGUUUCAUUUAUGCCUUUUCAUCUAUGGCUGUGCUGCUUGCUUGUAGGCUGCAACAGUCAUGCUGACCGGUUAGCAAAGCAGUGAAAUUCGGAUAAAAGAUUCAACAGAAGUCAUUGGGGUGACUGCUCAUGCCUAAAUACAUCAUUGAUGGAUCCUUCGACUUUUGUAGGAGGGCUGCAGAGUGGAUAACCAGUGUCUGAACUCACUGGGCCCACGGAGCUCUCCCUGUGCCAGGGUUUGGUAGUGCUGUAGGCAUGCAGAGCACUGGGUGAAACUGGUCUGCUGACGGCUGGGGGGAGAGCAGGAGUCUGCAGGGUUCCAAAGACUGUCCAAGCUACUGUCCCUCACCUCGGUUAUUGUUGCUGUUCAUGAAGCUCUGGUGGAAGGAGCUGGGCUGUCUGCGUUCCUUUCCAGGCCUACCAAAAAAGCCUUUAGGGACUCCCAGGAAAAACAAGCCUUACACUGCUCCAUGAGGACAGAUGACCCCGCUAACCACUGCAAAGCCAUGGGAUCCUGUAGCCAUCUUUCUGUCAAGCAGAGUCCUUGUUGUAGGACUACAACAGCUAUAAGCGUGCAAGACUGAAGCAAACAGUGUGUUUGAUGAAUAUAUUACCUAAACUUCACUUUCUUGUUCUUUCCUCUCUGUUCCACUGACACGUGCUCAGGAUUUCUUAGCAGAAGCUUCAGUUUUAAAUCUUACACGCUGGAGGCAAGCCAUGCAGCACAAAUGCAAAAGUUCUGAUAUGAUUUCUUGGAGCAGACUAAUCUUGAAUUCAGUUGAAAGCAAUUAAGUGUUCACAUGAGUUGUGUUGAACCAUACUUUGGCUUCAUCUGAAAUUGGAGUGCCCUUGACUCUUGCAAGCUUUGCGGCAUCUGGUUAUGGUAGGUUUGUCAGCUAACUAAUUGCUUUCCCCACAUGAGCUUCUAAGGGAAAAAAAAGUUUCAUUCAUUCCAUGGGCAUUAUUAAGACCUGCAAAGAGUGAAAUAUCCGUGUUAGAUUCUAGGUUAUCAGGGGAGGAUUUUCAGGCAUGGUUGGUGGUCUGGUGCUGCUGCCUCGCUUCCUCUGACGUUUCCUUCUAACAAGCUUUUGCCGAUGUGGUUCCUCGCCUGGUAGAGACAGCACCGACAUCAGUUUCUGAACGUUUGCCCUAUUUUCCGAUGUGUGUAGGCACAUUGGCUCUUGCUUGUAUGUGGCCUUUAGCGCUCAUUCUGUCCUCGCUGUGCUCAAAGGAAUAGCCUUGAACAGCGAGUGUUGCUGUGUUCUUACUAACUAUACCCUGUUGUAAUCUACUGAUGAAGUUGUACCCUGCUCCUCUUGCCCCUUCCGCUGUCUGGCUGUCCUAAUUACCUUUUGUCCAAUCUGAGAGCGUAGGUGUUCGUACAUCUUUUCUGGUCUCCAGGAAAGCGUUCAUGUUGUUCCCCUUACUGGAGCUGUGUGUAAACAAAACUUCCCCUCUCAAGGUGUUGCUCAGGCUGGGGCAGCUCCCCUUCUGUUUGGUAGGGGGUUUGCUGAGUGCCUCAAAGACACUUUGUGCUGGGUACCGCGCAAGCCCCUUUAGGGCUUUGAUUCUCAAUAGGCUGAACAGAUGCAUCAUAAAAUCUUGAUGCCCAAAAUGGCCUGGGAAGAACCAUGAGGGACAUCGUGCCUGUUGUAAAGGGCUGUCCUACCUUGCCAUCAGCCAGGGAAAAUCACACCCGGAUCUCGCUCCUCUGCCCCUCCUCAGUCCAUCAGCUCUGCUUCAG